AGCUGUGAUUGGCCGAGCGGGGUAACUGCAUUAGUCGCUUUCGUAAACAAUAGUCCGCUUCCCUUUCGGGCAAGAACCAAGAAGGAAACCACCUUCAAGUGAAGUGAUCACCAAACAACCUCCUGCCUGUUCUGGAAGCUACGUUUGUUUCACCGAAUGCUGGUUUGAACUCGAGCGUCGCUACGUCAGUGGUUCCACGCUGUUGCCGGGUCAACCAUGAAGCUCCACGGCUCUCUUCUGUUCUGCCUGGCAGCGGCUGUGUUAUUUCCCUCUAUAGCCUCUUCACACACAUUGGACAAGCUGAUUCUCACCCAGCACUGGCCCAUCACAUUUUGUACUGUGGAGCGCUGUAAUCAGAGCAUAAGCUACUGGACUCUCCAUGGACUUUGGCCAGAUAACGGAGCCUUCUGCAAUUCCUCUUGGCAUUUUAACAGCUCUGAAAUCGAGGAUCUUCUCCCAGAGAUGAAGCAAUACUGGCCCAACUUGUUCAACCCAGGAUCGACAACAUUCUGGAAAAACGAGUGGCGCAAACAUGGCACGUGCGCGGCCAAAUCGGCAACACUUAACACACAACACAAGUACUUCGCCAAAACUCUGCAACUGUAUCAUAAACUAGACUUGAACGGUGUCCUCCGCAAGUUUGGCAUCACCCCAUCUGAGAAUUACUACACAUUGCAGCAAGUUGAAGGCGUCCUAGAGAACUUCUACCGCGUCAAGCCCAAAAUCCAGUGUGUCCAUCCAUCCAAGAACGGUGAUUUCCAGACCCUCGCUCAGCUGGAGAUCUGCCUCAACUUAGACUACAAACUGGAGAACUGCACUCAUAGUCAUCAAUUCCAGAGACGUGUUAAAGCCUCUGACUUCAGUGUCUGUGAUCAGGAUCUCCCAAUUUACUACCCGCCAACUGUCAGGAAAAAGAUGAAUUCCACCACAGUUGAAUGAGGAGUGGCUGAGCCCUGCAGAUGUCGGCAUUUUUUCCCCAUUGUGAUUGAAACAAAAUCAAGCUUUAGCUCGUGCCUUGAACAGGGCUCUGCGUUCCUGGCUGAUUCAAAAGAAACCACCUUGAAUCAGCACUCAGUCCAUACGCAGAUCCGUUUUCUAGUCAAUGCCAGUCUGGUGUAUGUGACCUUUACCUCAUCCAGUAAUGUCACGCACUGUUAGGAAUAGCCUCAACUGAUCGGUAAUUAUUUUGGUUGUGGAUCAACUGGUUUAUGAUUUUCAUGAAUCAAAUGUGUGAAAUAGAAUAAAUGUUGGU
Molecule: messenger RNA, 1252 nt
Organism: Synchiropus splendidus (mandarinfish)
Lineage: Eukaryota; Metazoa; Chordata; Actinopteri; Syngnathiformes; Callionymidae
Product: ribonuclease T2-like
Exons: 10
Coding region: 217-939 (240 amino acids)
Biological process (GO): RNA catabolic process
Cellular component (GO): extracellular region
Molecular function (GO): RNA binding; ribonuclease T2 activity
Source: RefSeq, a predicted model, not a curated record